UGUCUGAUAAAUGGUAUGGAGUUUCUGGGUUACUCGGGUUGGCUUUAUCCACGUUGAUUCUAUAGAUACAACCAUAAUGGCGAAAAUAAAUUAGCAAAGAUUUCCGAGAAGCUCUCUUCAACAUAAAUGGGCUAUGGAAAUGGAUAAUAUGAACAGUUUUCACCAGUGUUCUGUAUGUGAUAGCGUCUUUGAACAAUACCAUGACUUAAAAGCCCACAACAAAAUACAUUUUAAAGAUGAAGUAAAAGGUUCUGAUCUUGACGUAGUGCAAUGUUCUGUUUGUGAUGAAGAAUUUUCACUUGAGACUGAUUUGGAGGAACAUAUAAGAAUGCAUGCUGACGUCACACAAACAUUGCACGAGUGUGAAGAAUGCCAGGAAACUUUUCAAACUAAUGGUGAUCUUGAAGUACAUAGAGAAAAACAUGUACAGAACAACACAUCUGAAGCAUACUCUAUUAUUGAUGCUCAGAGACCAAAAAACAAUAUACAUGUAUGUCCAAUCUGCGAAAGAAUAUUUAGUAACCGCUCCAGUCUUUCUAGACAUAAGGAAACUCAUAGCGUGGAUAAAUCUUUUCGAUGUGGUGUUUGUGAAAGUUCUUUUAUGCAGAAAAGAUAUCUGUUUAGGCAUUUAAAGAUCCACAUGAAGGACAAGUGUCAUAAGUGUGACAUUUGCAACAAAUUAUUUAUUGAAAAAGCAUCUUUAAAGCUGCAUAUGGAAACUCACAGUGAAAAUAAGCUAUUUAAAUGUGAUGUUUGUGAUAAGUCGUUUAGUCGUGAUUAUAAUCUAAAGAAACACAGUAUGAUUCAUACUGAACAUUCUCAUUUCAAAUGUGAUCUUUGUAGCAAAUCAUACGUCAGUAAACAUGAUCUCGAAAAACAUGUUAGAAGUCAUACAGGCGAGAAACCUUUUGAAUGUGGGUUUUGUAAUAAAUCGUAUUCGGAUGCCAGUGUGCUGAAAAAACAUAUUAGAAUACACACAGGUGAAAAACCUUUUCGGUGUCAUGUCUGCAAUAAAUCCUUCACACAGGUAGCCCAUCUAAAUUCACAUGCUGUGAUGCACUCUGGUGAAAAAGCUUUUGAAUGUGGAAUAUGUGGCCAGCAGUUCGGACUAAAGAAUUCCUUAAAGCGCCAUAUGCAGCUUCAUAGUGAUGUAAAGCACAGCUGUAAUAUUUGUUGUAAAUCUUUUAAGUUAAAGAGUUAUCUACAACUUCAUAUUAAAACUCAUAAUAAAAGUAAGAAAAUUUAAAAGCACGUAAGGCCAUGUAACAAAUAUUCUGGUUAUUGGAUACUGCUGUAUCACUUAAAAAGGGCACCAUGAACUGUUUUUUUUUUUUUAAAGACAUUCGAUAUGCCCAAAUUUCAGUAUCUGAGUAAAUUUUAGCCCGGAUUAAAAGGUGUUUAGCUCUAUCCUUUAGAAACUUAAAAUAGACAACAAUGAGUCUAAAAGCUCAUAAUAUAAUAUGAGUGUAUGCAUGUACAAAGUAAAAGUUUAAAACUGU
Messenger RNA from Patella vulgata (common limpet), 1499 nucleotides. Its product is annotated as gastrula zinc finger protein XlCGF52.1. The record is from RefSeq and is a predicted model, not a curated record. NCBI's taxonomy places the organism in Eukaryota, Metazoa, Mollusca, Gastropoda, Patellidae. The transcript is spliced from 2 exons. The coding region runs from base 134 to 1246 and encodes 370 amino acids.